AUGGCCAGAGGACAAGACAAUAUCCAGUUUCUUGGUUUUUUUGGCCUUCUCAAAGAAGCCUUUGAUAUCACAACCUCAUAUCGGAAAAUUUUCAGCCAAAUAACAUUAUUCCUGAUCCUUCCUAUUUGUUUCUGUUACUUUGCUGAGAUCAACAAGCUUAAUUUCUUUUCCAGACAUGAAAUGUUUUCCAUCAUUUCAGAUGUCCUCUCUCUCUUGAUUGUCCCCCUAAUCCCUUCCCUGAUCCUUUUGAUCUUCUCGACAUCAGCAGCUGUACACACAGUCGCAUGCAUUUACACCACAAAAGAGGAAGUAACCUACAAGAAGGUCAUGAAAGCUGUUCCAAAGGUUUGGAAGAGACUUCUGAUCACUUUCAUACUCAACUUUGUCAUUUUCUUUGCAAUAAGCGUCGGUGCUGUACUUGUAACAGUUUUAUGGGGUGUGACCUUAACACCGACUCCAACUGCAAUUAUGGUUGCUGUUGUUUUACUCAUAUACUUGUCAGGACUCGUGUAUUUGAGCUUCGUGUGUUACUUGGCAAACGUUGUAUCGGUCUUGGAAGACCUGUAUGGAUUUGAAGCAAUGCUGAAGAGCAAAUAUUUGAUCAAGGGAAACACUGGACUUUGUGCUGCAAUUUUUGUUAUACAAAACCUCUGUUUCCUUGGGAUUCACCUAGGCUUUAAAGUGACUGCUAUGGGUGAAGUCUCUCUGUGGGGAAUGAUCUCCGGGGUACUUCUUUGGUCUAUGCUAAUGUCUCUGUUAAUUCUGUGUGGACUUGUCGUCCAGACAAUCAUCUACUUCAUCUGCAAAUCUUAUCACCGUGAAAACAUCUAUGUGGAAUUGGAAUCCCUGGAUGAUCAGUUACUGCAGUCUACUGUUUAA
Messenger RNA from Daucus carota subsp. sativus, 879 nucleotides. RefSeq lists its product as uncharacterized. The transcript has a single exon. The coding region runs from base 1 to 879 and encodes 292 amino acids. Lineage: Eukaryota; Viridiplantae; Streptophyta; Magnoliopsida; Apiales; Apiaceae. The record is from RefSeq and is a predicted model, not a curated record.